AUGGGUGAUCGCUAUAACAUUCACACGCAGCUCGAGCACCUUCAGUCGAAAUACGUUGGGACUGGUCACGCUGACACUAUUAAGUGGGAGUGGCUAACAAAUCAGCAUCGCGAUACCUGCUCCUCUUAUAUGGGACACUUCGAUUUGCUCAACUACCUGGCUCUUUGUGAGAAUGAAUCGAAGGCACGAAUUCGUUUUAACCUAAUGGAAAGAAUGCUUCAGCCAUGUGGCCCGCCACCUGAACGCACUGAUGCAUGA
This is a messenger RNA of Hydatigera taeniaeformis, 258 nucleotides long. The record is from the annotation of a GenBank genome assembly. NCBI's taxonomy places the organism in Eukaryota, Metazoa, Platyhelminthes, Cestoda, Cyclophyllidea, Taeniidae.